AUGAAGGGCCUCGUCCAGGCUACCACAACAGCAGAUGGCGGAGAGAUCGUGACUACGGGUCGACUGAGAGCCGACAUUGUGAGUGCCAUCAACACUGCCGGAGGACGCGCCUCGUCUCAUGAGUUGGAGGUUGCCACCGGCGUUUGUCAAACGACUAUUGGAGCAGCCGUCAGGGAGUUUUGGACGGAACAGCUGCAUGGCCGCUGGUUCCAGUGCGAAGAGGGACUUCAGGUCUUUACCAGCGCAUACCUAUCCUCUCUGGCUCUCGAGGCAGGUACAGCUGCCGCCGAACGAGGGCGGGUUUCACUGAAAGAAUUGGCGCCAAUUCUCAAGCUGCCAGUCGAGUUCACAGGGACUCUAGUCUCGGAAUGGAUGCAUGACCCAGGAUCCCACCUCAUGACGGCGCGAAAGCUCAAACUAGUGAGCGGGGCCCUAGUGACGGAGGCCUACGAAAAGACGAAACGAGCCGAGCUAUGCUCGAUUUGCGGCGCUGCGACGGAGCCGCGUUCGGUCGAAGAGCUGAUGGAAGACUGUGAUCUCCUGCACCCAGAGGAGGAAGAGAUGGCCCUCGAGCUGCUGACAGGGUUAACGGAGUCGGGCGAGCUCGAGGGGUCGCUCGCUGGCGGUGCGCGUGGUGCCCAAGCUUACGUUCCGGACUCCUUUGUGGCGGCCCAGCACGAAGCCGCGCACGCCUUCUUCUCUGCCAACGACUACCUGGACCACGCCACCGCAUCAGGCCUGCAGGUGCGCAAGCUUCACGCGUUUGUCAGGGACAGACACCCCGAUGCCGUGCUCCUAGAGAAGGUGGUCGUGAGCAGUGCGGUGGUCGAGCGGCUCCAGGCGGUGGCAGACGGGGCCGUUGCCGAAGCGUCGUGGUUUGAGGCGUGGGCAGUAGUUCCAACCGUCCUGUCGGAUGCCGAUGCGGCCCAUCUGGUGGGAAUGUGCGCCGCGUGUAAGCGUUCGGACGGGGACCCCCUGAAGGUGCUGCAGCUCGGGGUGUAUGGCGUAAGCGCAACGUUUGUGCAAGGCAUCAUCGCUCAGUUUCGGGAGGAAGCCGCAUCGGAGUCGAGUUCUACCGCUCCCUCUGGCGGUUCGUGGGGGGGCGAGGGGCACCCGGCUCGCGCCAGCGCUAGCGGCGGCUCUUCCCGCAAGGGCGGCGGCAAGAAUCGCAAGAGAGGUGGUUCGAGGAAGCCCGGCGGAGACGUUGACCUUGCGGCCGAGAGAGAAGCGGAGCGUUUCGUUCGGCGUUGCAGGCCCGAGCUGGAAGACUUCGCCCGCCUGGUGACGGCCCUGGGAGCGCACGUUGCUCCUGCUCUGCGGGAGGCGAGGGAGGAGGUGGUCCGACGAGCAAACCAAAGGAGUAGCGCCGACAGCUUUCACGAGCGGGCGGAUGCGUUCGAAACGGCGUUUGAAACGAGCUACUUUGACUUCCAGCUGCGCUGCCGAGGAGUGCAAGCCCUUCGCAAUUCUCUGCGACAGCAGCAGCAGCAGCAGCAGCGCUCUGUGCCUAGGCAUCCCGAUGGCGGGGACGGCCCUCCCGUCAGCGGCAAAGAUGGUUGUGAAUCGGAAGGGCUCGCCGAGGAGUACUUGCUCAGGACGUUAGGAGCUCAGCUGGCCGAACUGGUGACCGCGAGAGAGUGCGAGAAGCUGGGUAUCCCGUUCGCUUCACAGGACGGAGGAGCAUGCCGACGUCCAGAGGAGCGCAUGCCUUUCAUUUCCAAGGCUGCUUGUUCCGCUCUAGCCGAGGUUCUGUCCGGAGACGUGGCGGGAUCCCUCGUGCGCCUGUGGCAGGCCGCGACGGCCGGCUGUCAGCUGUCGGAUUUCUGUGAGACUCUCGAAGAUCAGGUGUUUCCCGUGUGCAACCUGGUCGGUAGGCGUCUGGACAAGCGCCAAGAACGCCUGAUGGUCGAAGACAGACAGCGGGAGACGAAGGCGAGCUUGUUCCGAAGCGUCUCAGAGCGAGACGUCUUCCACUUUGCCGCACUUGUGGUGUUCCAGAGCGUCACCGGGGCUACCCCCUUGCUUCCAACCCCGGGGCUCCCGCAGCCGACGCAAGAAGGCGGGCACGAUAGCAGCCAGCAGCAGCAGCAGCAGCAGCCCUGGGCCGGGGUGCUGCUAGACGCAGUUCGAGGACAUGUCUCUUCAGAGACAGAAGAGUGUCUCUCCGGUCUCCAGCGGGAACUUCAGGCCUCUGAAGCUGUGGCUACUUGGGCUGAUGCCGGCGAGAGCGGCCGAGGCGCGGCAGAAGAUUCUUCGGUUGGCAACAACGACGGCGUUGUUCGCGUCAAGGCUGAGAAGGCAAGGGACAAGGACGCCACCGCGGGCCUCUUCCUUGUCGCCUCGGUGCAUGGGUUCAUUGCCUCUUCUUGCGCACGUAGUGCGCUGCGUGCUAGCUCUACCCGCGGCAACGGUUUCCUAGCAGUGGGGACUCAAGAGGCUUAUGGGCGGGUCACCGAAAGCCGGAACCACGCCAGGGGCGUUCGGCCACUCUCUAUGACCAAACCUAACUUCACGAAGACCCUGGGGACCGUCCUGAUCGUCGGCUCGACCAUCGGGGUGUCGGCGAUCCCAUUUUUGUCAUUGGGGCCACAGCAGCAGGCCCUAAGACUGUACGCGUUGUCGACGAAGACGGUAACACUUCCGAAAGAGAUCCCGGUCUUCUUCUUGAGGGACGAGAGCGGUGCCGUGCACGUGGAGAACGGCGAGGGUCUCUUCUUCAUGUCCCCGGGAGACGCCAAGGAAAAGCUUCAAGACCUCAAGGGCGCGGAAGGGACGAAGGUAGCGGCCACGACGCUCGACGACGUCUGGUACCCGCUCAUCAAGAAGAAGGGACUGAACAAGAAUUCGGUGGCCGCGGGGGCCUCGGGGCUUAGCGACCUCUCCGCCCGUUACAGGAUCAUCCCGCGAAGCAACCAGGUCGCCCAGGCGCUGGAGACUCAGGGCUGGAACGCCGUCGCGGAUGCGGGCGGCGUGCCGGUGUGGGCGGCGGAGACCCUCGCCUUCAGAGGGACGGGGAACAAGAUGAAGCUGCCCCUCUUCACCAACGUGGACGACCUGAUGACCAGCUGGGACAGGUUGGAGACGGAGGGAGGUUCCGAAGCGAAGUCUCCGACGAUUCAAGUGUCAUCCAUCGGAGCUAUCAUCGACAUGAUGCAGCGUGGUGGGGGAGACCAGAGAAAUCUGGAGUUCUUCGCGGACAUGGACGCGAUCGAGCAGGCGGAAAAGCUCUUGUAGGAAUAGAAUGCAGGGAUAUAGUAUCUGGGGAGGGCGUACGGUCUUCACUUGGACCCAAGCUCAAAGGGGCCUGCCUGCAGGCCGUAGUCUCAAGCCACCCUGUCUGUAGAAUCACACAAGGCUCGACCGAAGCAGCCAUCCUGCGGUGAUAACGUAAAAAAAAGCCCAAAGUAAAGUGCGACGUUCAAGGCUGGUCCUGGUGCUUCAUUUGGGUUUGGUUUUAUUUUGUUUAACUCAGCAGUCAGGCUUAUAGAUUUUUUUUCUUGUUUGCCGCGGACGGGAAAUCAUUUGGCGGUCUGUACAGAUAGUUAUCGGUCCUCACGGAGGGGGUAGAUGGAUGGGUUGUUUUCGCCACCGUAACCAUAUGCUGAUGUCUCUAGUAGAGAGACGUCGGGAACAGCGAUCAAGCGGUUCGACCAAUGUUUUGGUGGUGCACCGCGUGUACAUCCGUUUCGACGAAGUCCGUUGGGCGUAUG
Ectocarpus siliculosus is the source of this 3710-nucleotide messenger RNA. The record is from the annotation of a GenBank genome assembly. NCBI's taxonomy places the organism in Eukaryota, Phaeophyceae, Ectocarpales, Ectocarpaceae.